Molecule: messenger RNA, 1967 nt
Organism: Saccoglossus kowalevskii
Lineage: Eukaryota; Metazoa; Hemichordata; Enteropneusta; Harrimaniidae
Product: NAD-dependent protein deacylase sirtuin-6-like
Biological process (GO): negative regulation of transcription by RNA polymerase II
Cellular component (GO): nucleus
Molecular function (GO): NAD+ binding; transcription corepressor activity; histone H3K9 deacetylase activity, NAD-dependent
Source: RefSeq, a predicted model, not a curated record
AUUUCCUACACUGAGACUUUAAAAUAAAAAUAGAUUGUGCGAACAAAACACGGGAAGCAGUACCACGAUCUGCAAGUUCAUUGAUAACAUGUCUGUUAAUUAUGCUGCUGGGUUAUCUUCUUAUGACAAUAAAGGAAAAUGUGGACUUCCCGAGAAAUUUGACAGUUCAGAGACAGUAGCAGAUAAAGUGAGGAUGUUAGCGGAUAUUAUAAAAGCUAGUAACCAUCUUGUUGUUCACACUGGAGCUGGUAUCAGCACAUCUGCAGGGAUACCAGAUUUCAGGGGACCAACAGGUGUUUGGACUUUGGAAGAAAAAGGUAAGUCGCCGCACAUGGAUGUUACCUUUGAUGGCGCUAUACCGACCAAGACACACAGGGCACUGCUAGCAUUGGAAGAAGCUGGUAUCCUAAAAUAUCUUGUUAGUCAAAAUGUAGAUGGACUUCAUCUCAGAUCAGGAUUCCCAAGGGAUCGGUUCUCUGAAGUACAUGGUAAUAUGUUUGUUGAGGAAUGUGACAAGUGUGGAAGACAGUAUGUUUGUGAUUCAGCCGUUCCAACUGUUGGUUUAAAAUUAACUGGUAAUAUCUGUACAUGGAAUAAAGCAAAGGGACGGUGCAGAGGACGUUUACGGGAUACAAUUCUGGACUGGGAAGAUGCGUUACCGGAGAGAGAUCUAUUCUUAGCCGAUGAACAUUCCAGGGCUGCUGAUGUAUCAUUGUGUCUUGGUACAUCGCUGCAAAUUAUGCCAAGUGCUAAUCUACCUCUUCGUGCCAAGAAAAACGGUGGUAAACUAGUUAUAUGUAAUCUACAACCAACCAAACAUGAUAAAAAAGCUGAUCUUCUGAUCCAUGGUUAUGUAGAUGAUGUGAUGUCACAGCUAAUGACGCAACUUGGGAUUCCUAUACCUGCGUACAAAGGACCGACUGUUGUACUCAAGUCAAAACACCCCACGCUGAUAACAAUACCAGGGUUAAAGGAUAAACAGAUUAUAAUAAAAUCAGCUCAAAACUGCGGUACGAAUAAUACUAAACUUAUGUCUUCUCUUGAAACAAAUUCCAAAAAUGCACAUGUCAAGUUGAAAGAGAUCACUGACAAGGAGGAACUGUGUCAUACUCAUGAACUUGUUGAUGUCAAAGUCAAAAGCGAUAAACUGAAAUCUUUUUCACAAACAACAGAACUGCAAUCUAAGGAUAUUUCUGAUUCAACUCAGGGCAAUCAGCGUAACAGUAUUGUUGACAUUGCUGUGAAAGCAGAAAAUAUUUCUGAUGUAGCUAUAGGAGAUUGUAUUUAUUUAAAUAAGCGGACAACUGAUGGAAUUGUUGGUAAUGAACAUCAUGAAAAGAAAUUAAAAAUAAACAAAAUUCAUUAGGGUGUUUUGUAAGGUAUAUUUGCUGGAAUUUAUUUUAGCUUUGAAUCAUUCCUUCAGCGAAAACAGCGAAAAUUAAUUCCAAGUGAAGUAUUUUACAUACUGAAUUAGUUUGUCUGGUGUUAGUGACUUUCCUGUAGAAGGGAUAGUUUUCAAGCACAGGUAUUGGUCUUUGUUAAUUUUGUUGCAUAGACCAUUGUCUUUCAUGAAAUUGGUUCUCGACAUCUACAGCAUCCUAUUUGGGUAGAGGAAAACAAAUUUUUAUAAUGCUGGUAUAUAUCCCAGUUUUUUUAUUAGUGUUUUUGUCAGAAUUUUAGAAAAAAAAUAAUAGAAAAAUUCAACUUCCGUAAAAAAUCAAAAAUAAGAGCACAAUUUUAAAAUAAUGAAAGAGAUAGAAGAAGAAAAAUGUUCAUGAAAAUUGAGCAGAAACUUUUUUUUGUCUCGGCCUUAUCUCGCCACAUCUUGUUCUCAGAGAGUUCUACAACUAGUUUGUUAGUUAUCCUCAUCAAUCAAUGUACUAUCUGUAUGAAUAUGCAAUUUCUAUCAGAGUUUUUACGCAAAGUUCAGCAUUUAUAUCGUUAUUGUAAGUUGAAUACAGCAAUAG